Molecule: messenger RNA, 732 nt
Organism: Trypanosoma rangeli
Lineage: Eukaryota; Euglenozoa; Kinetoplastea; Trypanosomatida; Trypanosomatidae
Exons: 1
Coding region: 1-732 (243 amino acids)
Cellular component (GO): nucleus
Source: RefSeq, a predicted model, not a curated record
AUGGCAGGUAAAAAAGGUGCGCCGCCGAAGGCGCUGCAGCAUCCCAAUUCGCGCGGGGUGCGGCAACUUGAGCGCCGGACGCGCCGAGAAGAAAGGCUUAGCGAGCGAGAAAAAAGACAACACAGCCACGAGCUGCUGGAGGCCACGCGUUUUUUUUGGUUCCGGGAACAGUGCCUCGCCCUUGGCCGGUCGCGCUCUGCGUUUUCCGCUGAGGAGGUGGGGGCGCUAAUUCAUAUUUAUUUGGGGCGAAACGAUGCGGAACUUUCGUCACUCCGCUCACUGCGGGCCCCGCCCGCGGGGCGCAUCAAAAAAAUCGAGGCGCUGAAGGCGGCUGAGGCGGCCGAAUUUGAAUCCUCCAAGGGCAUCGCCGUUCCGGACAUCAGCGACAAAGACCACGUCGAAAUACUCACGGAGAUUUGGGACGGGCGCGCCGACACGCUUCGCCUGGUACCGCGGCGGCGCGUGGCUCGCAAGGCCGCCGCGGCGCCGCCCGGGUUGGUGGGGAAGCUGGAGGCGCGUUUGAAACCGAUCGAAGAGAUUCGCGAGACGGCGGCGGCGGCGGCGCCGAGAAGAGUCCAGAAAUUUCAGGCCCAAAGCCGGGCGCAGUCUGUGAAAAAGUGCAUCAAACCGGACGAGGUGGCGCAGCGUUCAAAACAGAGGGGCGUUGAGCAGCAGCAAAAGCGGCUAAAGAAGGAGCGCGCGAAGCUUCUGGCCUCCAGCCGCGGCGCUUAA